Molecule: messenger RNA, 3579 nt
Organism: Chanos chanos (milkfish)
Lineage: Eukaryota; Metazoa; Chordata; Actinopteri; Gonorynchiformes; Chanidae
Gene: ppfibp2a
Product: PPFIA binding protein 2a
Exons: 24
Biological process (GO): neuromuscular junction development
Cellular component (GO): presynaptic active zone
Molecular function (GO): protein binding
Source: RefSeq, a predicted model, not a curated record
AUGGAUUCAGAUGCUAGUCACAUGCUUCAAGCAGCUGUAGAGCAAAUGGAUGACAUUAUUGCUGGAUCAAAAGCUGUGUUACCCAUGGAUAGUUACAGUGAUGUGCCGGUGAGGGUAGGCCCUCCAACAUGCUCGUCCGCUCGCCGUGUUCUCCAGCUGGCUGAGGAGCUGCGGUUUGCUCUGGAAGACCAGACCUGUAAGGAUGCAAAAGAUUCUCUGAGGAAGCAGGUUCCCUCUGCAACAGCUGUUACCCUGUUAGUAUGGCUGGACAAGAACUUGGUGAGCAUUGUCAACCUUCAGUCUCUGGGGAACAAUGAAAGCUGUCAGGAGCGUCUGUCCCGUUUAGAAGGGGACAAAGAGUCUCUCGUGCUACAGGUGAGCGUGCUGACAGACCAGGUCGAGGCACAGGGAGAAAAGAUCCGAGACUUGGAGAGCUCUCUGGAGGAACAUCAGCAAAAGCUCAACUUAACCGAGCAAAUGCUACAACAGGAGUUUUUAAGCAGGACCUCACUGGAGACACAGAAAUUGGAUCUGAUGGAUGAGGUUUCGUAUCUGAAACUAAAGCUGGUUGGCAUGGAAGAGAAGCAGAAUCACAACGUGGAGCGGCAGCACAAAGCUGAGGGCUUGUUGCAAGAGCUCAGACAUCUCAAGAAUAAAGUCGAUGAGCUUGAGGAUGAGAAGUUGCAGUUUGAGAGGAAGCUGAAGACAACAAAGGCAGAGAUAUCCAGUUUGCAGCAGAUCCUGGUAAGCAAGAAUGCUGAGAUUGAAAACCUACAGGCCCAACUACUGUCCAGAGCUCCUGUGUCCAGUGACAGUGCAGAGAGAGAGGAGAUAUACAGGAGGAGGCUGAGCAGCAAACAUCAGGAGUUGCAGAGAUUAAAAACAGGAAUGGAGUCACUGAUUGCAGCUAAUGAUGAAAAGGAUCGGCGCAUUGAGGAACUCACAAUUCUCUUGAGUCAGUGCAGACAGUUCAGGGAUGUGAUGGUUCCAGCCCGAGUUCAUGGAGACAGAGUUCCCUCUGGUAGAUGUGAGGAAGAUCAGAUAAAUGGUGGAUUGAAGAUGAAGGCUUUAACACCAAAAGCUCACACUGAGCUCUGCUCUAGUGCCUCCUCUCCUCUGCUGACAUCUGCCCCUCUAUCUUUUCAAAAGGAGACAGAUUCCAGGUCAGAGACAAAACAACUGUCAAGCAGUAUGGAUGAUUUACAAAGUGGCUCAGAUCAAAAGACGGUACUUGGAGACACAGUAGACGUUGUUGUUUCAGAGGAGAAUCGACAAACAGAUAAUAAAUGUCAGACGUUACCUGUCAACCUCUCUCUCCCAGAGCAAUUGAGAGACAGAGAGAAAAGUGAAACUUCAGUACAGAGAUUGCCGGAGGAAAGCGAAAGUAGAGAUAUUAACCCAACAAGUAAAUAAUUCAAAAAAAGUUUAUUACCUCUUUCAGAAAAGACAGGGAAAACUGAGGACACAACAUCUGCUGAUCUUUCACCAGUAUCAUCUGGGGCAGAUUCAGGUCAUCAGUCUCCUGUCUCACCGGAAAACAUGAAAAACAAGAGCAUCCGCAAACUCUGGGGAAAAAUCAGGAGAACCCAGUCUGGGAGUCUGCAGGGAGAUGAGCUGGAGCCCACUGAGUUUAAGAGGGGAGGAUUCAGAGCCACCGCUGGACCCAGACUGGUUCGCACCCCUGAAUCCGGCCGCUCAAUCCGUGAUAUGAACACACCCUUCGCUAAAUGGACCACAGAGCAGGUGUGUGGCUGGUUGGAGGAUUAUGGUCUAGGUCAAUACGUCAAUCUGGCCAGACAGUGGGUGGAGAGUGGCCAGACGCUCCUCUCUGCUACACCCCAGGAUUUUGAAAAGGAGAUGGGAAUCAAACAUCCUUUACAUAGAAAGAAACUCCAGUUGGCUCUGAGGUCAUUCAGCAAUAAGGCAAUGGAAAAAUCCUCUGAACUGGAUCAUCUCUGGGUAACACGCUGGCUGGAUGACAUUGGACUACCUCAGUACAAAGAUCAGUUCUAUGAGAGCAGAGUGGAUGGGAGGAUGCUUCAGUACUUGACUGUGAAUGAUCUUCUGUUCCUGAAAGUCACAAGUCAGCUACAUCACCUCAGCGUCAAAUGCGCUAUCCAUGUCCUCCAUGCUAACAAGUUUAACCCUCACUGCCUGAGACGCAGGCCUGCAGAUGAGAAUAAGACCUCUCCGUCAGAAGUGGUGCAGUGGUCUAACCACCGUGUGAUGGAGUGGCUGCGGUCAGUGGAUUUAGCCGAAUAUGCACCCAACCUUAGAGGCAGCGGAGUGCACGGUGGCCUCAUAAUUCUAGAGCCUCGUUUUAGUUCAGAGACUUUGGCAAUGCUCCUGAACAUCCCACCUCAGAAGACGCUCCUUAGGAGACAUCUCACCACCAACUUCAAUGCACUGGUUGGUCCCCAGGCACAGCAGGAGAAGCAGGAUUAUGCCAACGCCUCUGGACACACACCCCUUACCACCACUGCCAAAGUGCGGCCAAAGAAGCUUGGGUUCACUCACUUCAGCCACCUGAGGAAGAAGAGACCAGAUGACUCAGCAGAUUACAUAUGUCCCAUGGACAGUCCGGCAACUUCUGCCCUAAAUGGGACCCCUCAUCGGCCUUACGCCAGCUUCAGGGGCCUUAGCCCCAUUUUAGACAGAGACACAGACAGACAAGAGCAGGUUGGGCUUAAGAGCUGAUCUCAUAGCCAGUAACACUGUGCUUGCAGCCAGUAACCCUGCCCUUCAGACCAAUGGCAUCUCUACAAUCAUGCCACUGUUUCUUGAAUCAGGUUGCUAACAAGCACAUUCACUUGAACAUGCUUACACUGACUCUCAAGAGACUAAUAUGUAUGUGCUAAGAACGAGGCUCAAAUGAAUUUCUUCAAAUAGUGAUUCACAAUGAGCUGGUUCGCAUGGGAGGGUGAAAUUAUUUGUAUGAUGGGACAUGUUGAAUUUAUCAUGCAGAUAGCUUUUCAAAAUGCUUAAAGUCAUCUGGGUUUGCUGGUGAUGAUUUUUCAUAUAAUUUUCAUUUGAAGAACCUCUCUCUACAUUCCUCCAGCAUUUGGACAAUGAAGUCAGUAUUGCAUAGACAUAUCGGUAACGUCUGAAUAUACGAUUAUAUCACCCUUUAAAUCUAUUUUUAUGGCUUAUUCUGUCAUACACCUGUCACUUUUAUUCCGUCUCCUCACAAACACACACACACACACACACACACACACACACAUGCUCUCAGCAUUCAAAAGAGAUCUGGAUUUCUCUCAACAAACAUGGUGCUGGCAUCUAGAGAAACUGAUAAUGUGUUUCUGUGUUAAACCUAGUUAAAAUGAACCAGUAACACAUUAUACGCAAAACAAUAAAGCAUGUUAAUUCAGAGUUUAAAGCUAUUUAUUUUUUAUUAUGUGCUUUCGUUAGUAAUAUGUGUUAGGCACUUUAAGAUUGUAGAGGCUCUAUAAUGAAAUAAGUGUAAGGUGUAAUUAGCUCUAACUUGCCUCGGGAAAAGUGUGUCUUUGGAUAUCUGUUCAAAUUAUUUUCCAAACAGCUCUUUUUUCCUCAUAUCAGAUAUUAAAAUAAUACCUUAUG